Galleria mellonella (greater wax moth) is the source of this 1691-nucleotide messenger RNA. Its product is annotated as myb-related transcription factor, partner of profilin. The record is from RefSeq and is a predicted model, not a curated record. Lineage: Eukaryota; Metazoa; Arthropoda; Insecta; Lepidoptera; Pyralidae. The coding region runs from base 367 to 846 and encodes 159 amino acids. Gene Ontology annotation, cellular component: nucleus. The transcript is spliced from 4 exons.
CGCGCCCGCAACGAAAUACGACCGAAAUUCUAAUCCAAAGGAACCAUGAAGUUUCUUCGGAAUAAGUUAUUUCGGACGGGUACCAUAGACUAUGUUCGUGAAUGAAUGAAAGAUGAGAGGUCUUUUAUUAGACACUUUUAAAUUAGAAAAAAAAUGAAGAGGUAUACUCCGGAUAAAAUAAAAUGUACAGUCGUUUAUAUUUAAAUGUAUGGAAAUUAUAAACUUUUAAAAUUAGUAGUAUUAUAUGUCAAAAGGAAACGUCUAUUUGACUAAAAAAAUGGCAGAAAUAGAAAUUGGAAUAACGGUACUGCGUGUAACAAAUAUUUUCGUUUUUAUUUUUUUUUAUAAUCUUUUAAUUUAUAAAAGAUGAGUAAUCCCACUGUGGAACAAGUAGAUACCCUUCUGACAUUUCUAGAAGAGCACCAGGAGUUAGCUCGUGGCCGCUGUAGAAAUGCUGAAGGGCGAACAAGAUCCAACCAAUUAUGGGUUCGUCUCACAGACGAACUCAAUGCAUUGGGUGGAUGUACUAAAACUGUGAAGCAGUGGCAGAAGGUAUGGGCUGACAAAAAAUAUUUAACAAAAAAAGCUGCUGCUGCUGCUCGAAGGUCUGCCAGAGCCACUGGGGGUGGGCCAUCAUCUGCUGAGCCUUUAAACCCCAUACAAAAAAGAAUAUUGGCUGUUAUGGGAGAAGGAUUUGGGGAACCUCAGUCGGAUGCAUGUGUACCUGCAUUUCCAGAGGUGCCCAGCUCAGCAGAUGAAGCUCCAUCACAAAAUAUAGAGCAGCAACAGCAGCAAAAUCCCCAGCAACCGAUGCAACAUCACGGGUUCAUAUUUUCUAAUGCAUAAAUAUAAUUAAGACAAGUUGCCUUAGUUAUAUUUGUACAUUUUCAAAACAUUUCCGGCAUUUCAUAAUGUUGAUUGAAACUAUUUAGAAUGAUCAAGUAUGUAUUUAUAAAUUUUAUGUUAAUUGAUAUGUUGUGGUGAUGACCAAAAAGAUGAAUGGACUGUGUGAAAGAUGACGUCCAUAAGAGUGCACUUAGGUGUAAUAAAUAGAGAAAAUAGUUGGUAAGACAUUUGAUGACCAGCGCUGCAUUAUCCAUUAGUUAGUACAGGCAACUGCCAUAUUCAGUAUAUUUGUAUUUCUAAUUUUUAUAUGUAGAAAAAUAUUAUAGCAGUUUUUUGUGAGCCAGAUUUGCAUUGCCUGGGAGUCCUGACAUGGAUUUUUCAGAUUGCUGAUGAUCAACUUUAAAGAACGUACUAAAAGCAUGGAAAUAAAUUAUUUAUUUUAUUAUAAGUAACACUGCUGAAGAAAAAGAUGAUAGUGAUGAUAUUAUCUUUAUAAUAUAUCUGUCUUCCAAAUGCCUCUUAUUAUUUCAUAAAUUCAAUUUAACUUUUACAAUUUUAUGUAUACUCAAUUCAAUAUAUACACAGUUUUUCAAUGUCAACUAAGAAGUAAAGAUAAGACAGUACUAACAAAUAACACUAUUACUUAUACUGUAUUAUUGAUUAAAAAAAUUAUAUCAUAAAUAAAUUAUUGUUAUAUGAAAAUAUUUCUGUAAAUAUUAAGAUUAUUAGUUGUGGGGGCUUAUAGUCCUAAUCACUAGUAUAUUUCUAGUCAUCAAGUCUGCUAUUAGUACCAAUCAUACAUACAGAAAACAAUAAUGAUAAUAAUUAUUAAAAAAAAAAAACUU